Molecule: messenger RNA, 843 nt
Organism: Trichophyton verrucosum HKI 0517
Lineage: Eukaryota; Fungi; Ascomycota; Eurotiomycetes; Onygenales; Arthrodermataceae
Exons: 4
Coding region: 1-843 (280 amino acids)
Biological process (GO): transmembrane transport
Cellular component (GO): membrane
Molecular function (GO): transmembrane transporter activity
Source: RefSeq, a predicted model, not a curated record
AUGAAAUCCAAACAAGGAGACAGGAAUGAAGCGUGGGCUUCAGAGAUAGAGAACGCUGGACCUCUAGAGGCACCUCAGUCCAAAUGGAAAGUCUCCAAGUCCGGGGAUGGUGAUACUGCCCUGGCUCUAUUCACGAAUCCAGAGGACUUUCAUGAAUAUGUUGAUCCAAAAGAGACACGAAAGCUACUAUGGAAGAUCGACUUGAUGAUUCUCCCUUACCUUGCUGUUUGCUAUGCGUUCUUCUACAUUGACAAGGAUCUAAAAUUAUCUUGGUGGCUGGUAGACGACUUUGAGCUAUGCAGCAGUCUUUGGAAUUCGAGAAGAUCUAAAUCUCAAAGGGACCCAAUACAGCUGGCUCAGCAGUCUCUUUUACUUUGGAUUUUUGGUAUGGGCACUUCCUACAAAUUUCAUGUUGCAGAGGUAUCCGGUUGGGGUUUCUUCCUAAUUCUCCAAGCAGCCUGCAAGAAUUUUACUACCCUUGCGGUCCUUCGUACUCUUGCUGGUGCGGCUGAGGCAUGUUCUGACCCUGGAUUUCUUCUUGUUACAAGCAUGUGGUACACCCGAAAGGAACAGCCCGUACGACUAGGCUUGUGGUAUACUGCAAAUGGAUUUGGCAUAGCUAUAGGCGGCCUCCUUGGUUAUGGAAUUGGAAGUAUCAAAGGGGCUUUGCCAUCUUGGAAAUACGAAUUCAUUAUCAUUGGUGCAUUAUGCUGUGCUUGGGGAAUUGUUAUAUUCCUCUUUCUCCCUGAUUCCCCAGUGACAGCGCCGUUCCUCAAUCAAAGGGAUCGUCGCAGGGCUGUUGAGCGAGUCAGAUCAAACCAAACAGGGAUUGAAAACAAAUAA